Messenger RNA from Poecilia latipinna (sailfin molly), 1905 nucleotides. It is a transcript of the gene ada, whose product is annotated as adenosine deaminase. The record is from RefSeq and is a predicted model, not a curated record. The transcript is spliced from 11 exons. Gene Ontology annotation, biological process: negative regulation of adenosine receptor signaling pathway; adenosine catabolic process; hypoxanthine salvage. Gene Ontology annotation, molecular function: adenosine deaminase activity. The coding region runs from base 52 to 1248 and encodes 398 amino acids. Lineage: Eukaryota; Metazoa; Chordata; Actinopteri; Cyprinodontiformes; Poeciliidae. Gene Ontology annotation, cellular component: external side of plasma membrane; cytosol.
UUUUUCUUUUUUUUUCUAACAGUUAGCAGAAUAAAGGCGUGUCUCUGAGUCAUGCAUAUAAUAGCGCGACGAACCGCGAUAGGCUUCGGCUCUCCGCUUCUCCUCAGCUCAGUACGCACCAGCAAACCCACCGACUGCCGCGGGCUCCCGAUCAUGGCCGAGCGCUCCCCACAUUCAGAGGUGUUCAACAAGCCCAAGAUCGAGCUGCAUGUUCAUCUUGAUGGAGCCAUCAGAGUGCAGACCAUUCUGGAUGUUGCCAAGAGACGAGGUAUCUCUCUUCCUGCAAACACAGCCGAGGAACUGAAGGAGAAGAUCAUCGUUCACGAGCCUGUCACUCUCACCAAAUUUUUGGAAAAAUUCAAGGAGUACAUGCACGUGAUUGCCGGAGACAGAGAAGCCAUAAAGAGGAUCGCUUAUGAGUUUGUUGAGGACAAAGCCAAGGAAGGAGUCAUUUACGUUGAGGUCAGGUACAGCCCGCAUUUCCUCGCCAACUGUGAUGUUGGCAAAAACAUUCCCUGGAACCAGACGGAAGGAGACUUGACCCCGGAUGAGGUGGUGCGUCUGGUUAACGAGGGCCUCAGCGAGGGGGAGAGGGCCUUCAAAAUCAAAGCCAGGUCCAUUCUAUGCUGCAUGCGCCACAUGCCAAACUGGUCCAUUGAAGUGGUGGAGCUGUGUAAGACGUAUCGGGAUGCCGGCGUGGUGGCCAUCGAUCUGGCAGGCGACGAGUCGAUGAACCUCGAAGAAAACUCAAAUCACAAGGUGGCCUACGAGGAGGCCGUUCGCUGUGGGAUUCACCGCACGGUUCAUGCAGGAGAGGUGGGCCCGGCAUCGAUGGUGAAGGAGGCUGUUGAAGAGCUGAAGGCCGAACGAAUCGGACAUGGCUACAACACGCUUCAGGACAAAGACCUGUACAGAAAACUGCUGGAGCAAAACAUGCACUUUGAGAUGUGUCCCAUUUCCAGUAAGCUGACAAGUGCCUGCAGCUCAGACUUUACCCAACACCCCAUCAUAACGUUUAGGAAGGACAAGGCUAACUACUCCCUGAACACAGAUGACCCUCUGAUCUUCAACUCCAACCUGCCACUCGACUACAGCAUUGUGCACCAACACAUGGGAUUCACGGAGGAGGAAUUCAAACGGCUGAACAUCAACUCUGCAAAGUCGAGCUUCCUCCCAGAGAAGGAGAAAGAGGAGCUUCUCCACCAACUGUACGAAGCGUACGGGAUGAUGCGGAGCACCGCCCUCUGAAAUGCCCUCUGACCUCUUAAGCAGCGACACAAAGAAAUGUGGUUCCACUGCUGUGUGAGCCCACAUGAAGCCUAGAGAACAUCAGACCAGCUGGUUACCACUUCACCUCCCCCUGUGAUCCGGUUUCAUCUCAAGAAGUUCUUACAUACCUCCACAGUUUUUUAUCCACAUGAGGUUACAUUCCUCUGGAAGGUGCAGAAACAUCCGAGGGUUGUCAUUUCAUCUCAUCUUGAGUUUACAUGUUGUUGUUAUGAAGACGAGCUUUAAAAUGCAGUUAUUCAGUAUUCAUAAACUUAUGCAGCCUAUGGACGCCAGCUUGUUUUUUGUUGUUUACAUCCUGUAGAGGUAAAUUGCAGUGCUAAAAGAUGAUGGGAAAAAUAAUUGAUUUAAGAGCAGAAUAUGAGAGAACGCAUGCGGACAAGCAGAUUGAUGUGCUUUUUGCUCUCCACAUGAAACGAACCCGGGACCAGAUGCAUGAAACGUUCAUGAAAAUAUACAUAGUUUUCUGUCAGUGGGAGACGUAAUGCACAUUAACUUUAUUCCCACUUCCAUCUUUAAUUAUGAGAGGCUGUAAAUCACUAACAUAAAUAAUGUUGCACUAAUGAAUAAAAAGAACUGGUGCCAAACUGGAAGAAAGUAAAAAAUUAUUCUUCACUG